Talaromyces atroroseus is the source of this 909-nucleotide messenger RNA. RefSeq lists its product as hypothetical. The coding region runs from base 1 to 909 and encodes 302 amino acids. The transcript is spliced from 6 exons. The record is from RefSeq and is a predicted model, not a curated record. Lineage: Eukaryota; Fungi; Ascomycota; Eurotiomycetes; Eurotiales; Trichocomaceae.
AUGAGUAGUACAGUGACCACUCAUGAUUUCGAAGAUUGGCCCGACUGGCCUCUCCGGGAUACGCGAUACAUGAGUUGCGCUUCCACCGCCACGGAAGACUCUGAGGCCAGCCUCUUGUCCAUCAGCAGAUUCCAGCCACCACCCAGUCCGACCACCUCAGUCUCCCCCACGGUGAGUGACAAGGGAAAGAGUCCUGUCGCGCCCGCUGUCAAUGUUGUGCGUCUACAGCUGAGUCCUCUGGUGACCAUAUCGUUUGUUCGCAAGACUCGCCUGUUUCGUAUGCAGUAUUCCUUUAUCGAUAUUGUAAAAGAACCUACUGGAGCCCUGAGACAAUUGGUGCUGGGCGGCUCCAACGGAUCCCACAGUACUUUUGUGCAUGAUUUCACAGCCACUCGACUGCCGAUCCCGCAUCUAGAGUACCCGCGUCUUUCGGCAGACACUCCGCACCGCGUGUCGUUUCUCGACGAGCAGACCGUUCAGACCGCCAAUACCACGUUCAACACACAACUAGCUUAUACAUUUGAUCACUGGGAUGAUUGCGUGAGGUUUCAGGAACUACUCCUUUCUUCCCAGCUCGUCUUCAUAGCCGGCAUAUCAGAGGCCAAGUCCAAGGGCCGUGGUGAGGAAUGCAUCAGCCAAAACCUGCGUCUACUGCGAGGACGUCAUGAUAGGUUCACUCUGUUGUUCUUUGCCAAUUCACAACGCAAAGAAAGGAAGCGAUACGUGUCGGUGCCCUUGAAUUGCAUCGACCGAGUCGAGAUACCCAAAAAGUCCAGCCGGCCGAUUCUGCUGCACUUGCGGCCCAACUUUGAGAUUCUAGCCGAGAUGAAGGUGCUGCAUUUUCACUUUCUAGAUGACGAUGAACGAAGACGGUUUGGGGAGAUCAUGUCUCACCAUAUUGAACAAUAG